GUGGACCUCAAUGAUGAAAUGGUUAAGAUUGUUUGUGGUAUGAAUAAGAUCACAAACACUACUUUACAUAAGAUGGGCUUUGCCAAAGUUGAUGAUAGAUGGAUUUCAAAGCAUGAAGAACAUGAAGGUGUUGGUCUGGAGGAGGCUAAUGAAGUCGAUCCUAUCAAUGCCAACGAUGAUGUCCCAAUGAUCAUGGAUAUGGUUCUGUAUGUCCCACCUAUUGAUUAUGGCAUUUUUUUUGUCCCAGAUCAAACAAAUGAUGUUAUCGAGGUUGGACACCAAGCAAGUUGGAUAAAUGAUUUAUAA
This is a messenger RNA of Sphenostylis stenocarpa, 306 nucleotides long. The record is from the annotation of a GenBank genome assembly. Lineage: Eukaryota; Viridiplantae; Streptophyta; Magnoliopsida; Fabales; Fabaceae.